This is a messenger RNA of Diospyros lotus (date-plum), 1160 nucleotides long. RefSeq lists its product as uncharacterized. The coding region runs from base 161 to 910 and encodes 249 amino acids. The record is from RefSeq and is a predicted model, not a curated record. The transcript is spliced from 2 exons. Gene Ontology annotation, cellular component: plasma membrane. NCBI's taxonomy places the organism in Eukaryota, Viridiplantae, Streptophyta, Magnoliopsida, Ericales, Ebenaceae.
UCUCUCUCUCUCUCUCUCUCUCUCACUUUUAUGUCACUCCCUGCGUGUUGUUUUCUUGCUUUUGAGGGGAGAGAGAGAGAGAGAGAGGGUGGGGGCCGUUAUCCUCAGAUUUCUGCUUUUCUCCUCUACUAAAACAGGCUAGGCGCACAAUAGCACAACAAUGUCCUCCCAUCCCACCAUCAACGGCGAGCCCAGAACGCGCCCCGCCAACCUCCCCGGCGGCUCCCCUUCCCGUCUGCCUCCGCCGCCACGCCACAACCGCCACCACUACCACCCGCCGCCCCCCGCCUCCUACUCCUCGUCGGCCUCCCUGAAGGGCUGCUGCUGCUGUCUCUUCCUCCUCUUCUCCUUCAUCGCCCUCCUCAUCCUGGCCAUCGUCCUCGUCGUCGUCCUAGCCGUCAAGCCCAAGAAGCCCCAGUUCGACCUCCAGCAAGUCAGCGUCCAGUACGUCGGCAUCACCACCCCCGCCCCGGCCGUCGCCGCCGUGGCGCAGCCGUCCUCGGCGGCGGUCUCCCUGAGCAUCCGGAUGCUUUUCACGGCCGUGAACGACAACAAGGUGGGCAUCAAGUACGGCGAGUCGAGGUUCACGGUGAUGUACCGAGGCGUGCCGCUGGGGCGAGCGGCGGUGCCGGGAUUCUACCAGGCGGCGCACAGCGUUAAGCAGGUAGAAACCACCGUGGUCGUGGAUCGGGUGAAUCUGCUGCAGGCCGACGCCGCGGACUUGGUGCGGGACGCCACCCUCAACGACCGGGUGGAGCUCCGAGUACUGGGCGAUGUCGGGGCUAAGAUCCGGAUUCUUGGGUUCACUUCGCCUGGCGUGCAGGUAUCGGUGGAUUGUGCGAUGGUGAUAAGUCCAAGGAAGCAGUCACUAACGUACAAGCAGUGCGGUUUUGAUGGAUUGAGCGUCUGAUCUGAUCCCCUUCCCUUCCCUUCCCUUCCCUUCUCUGCUUAAAAGCUAAGCUAAGUUAAGCGUAAGCGAGGCCGGGGAGAAACAGCGACACACACGGAUUAGAUUCUAACUCCAUUUUCUUUCCUUCACUUUCCUUUCUCGGAGAAUUUUCCGGGAAAGGAAAAAGAAAAAGAAAAAAAAAUUAUUCGUUAGGUGUAAGGUUGCUGCUUGUGUUCUACUUCUACUCUAACCUCACUUUUUGGCCACGGAA